UUUCCUCUCUCAAUACAUAAAAACUGGCGUAGCUUCUUCUCUGUGCCUUUGCAAGCUGCAAAGAGAAUUGUUCAUUAUUUUGGAACCAUUUGCCUUUACAGUCAGUUACGCUGACUGGGGAUUUCCGCGGCCCGUUACACGUUCUCUGACAUAUACGUUGUAACUCAUCACACGAUCAUGCCGGACCUCAAUUAUGGACUGUUUAUUAUUCUUCCGGCUCUCGCUGGUCUCGCAGCACAUCUAGGAUAUUUCAUCCAUGGCGAACAUCAUAUGCAAUCACUCCAAUGGCUGCUCACCACCCUCUUCUCCCCGCUGGUAGUUUUCCUUACGAUCCUCAAGUUUGAUGUCGCGUCUUCAUAUGUGACGGCGCUGAAACUCACAGCCAUCAUUCUCACUUCGUUCUUCACUUCGUUGACAGGAAGUAUCCUUACCUAUCGCGUAUUUUUCCAUCCGCUACGCCAUUUUCCAGGACCGUUUGGUGCUAAAUGUUCGAAAUUGACUCAUGUGGCGAGAUUGCUGGAGACAAGUGAUAAUUACCUGCAAGUUCAUACUUUACAUGAUAAGUAUGGGGAUAUUGUGAGAAUCGGUCCUAAUGAACUCUCUAUCAUCAAACCGGAAGCGGUGAAAGCAAUGAUUGGACCGGGUUCAAAAUGUACUAAGAGUGCUUGGUAUGAUGUUGUGGGGCUUCCUCAUACAACUAUGCAUCUAGAGCGAGAUCGCGUAAAGCAUGACAAGAGGAGAAAAGUUUGGGAUCGUGGAUUUAGUGCAAAGGCUCUACGCAACUAUGAGGGUCGAGUCACGAGACAUGCUGACGAUUUGGUUUCUCGGAUCAGCACUUUUGGAGGAAAAGCGAUUAAUGCAACGCACUGGUUUAAUGCCUAUGCGUUUGACGUUAUAGGAGAUUUGGCAUUUGGGAAAUCGUUUGAUAUGUUGAAAACGGGAGAAAAGCAUUUUGCGCUCAAAAUUUUACAAGAAGGCAUGGAGCCAUUGGGAAUCCUCACACCUAUUCCUUGGGUCUUUCCCAUCCUCAUCAAGAUUCCAGGUGCAAUGGAUGGGUUCAACAGAUUUGUUAACUACUGUGCUGAGCAUAUUGAUAUCCGCAGAGCAAAUGAGCCCAGUGUACCAGAUAUCAUGACAUGGCUCAUCGACGCCGAGAAGAAUGAUCCAGAUCCAAUCCAUAGAGAUACCAGAUGGCUGCACGGCGACUCACGUUUGGCUAUUAUAGCCGGUAGCGAUACUACAUCUGCAACCCUCACAUACCUUUUCUAUCACCUCUGUCUGGAACCUCAUCACGUGGCUAAAUUGAGAGAAGAGCUCGAACCGAUAUUUACUCCUGGUUCUCCAAGCGAAUGUAGAGAUAUACAAGAUGCGCCGUAUCUGAAUGCCGUCAUUAAUGAAACGCUUCGAUUACAUCCACCUGUUCCCAGCGGUUUACUAAGACAAACACCGUCUGAAGGUCUGACGAUCGAUGGCACAUAUAUCCCGGGUGAUGUGGUUAUCUCGGCUCCGACGUGGACAAUGGGACGUUUAAAAUCCUGUUACCCCUCUCCCCACACCUUCCUCCCCACCCGCUGGUUCCCCGACGCCCAAAACGCACAAUACCUCCUCGAUAAAUCGGUCUUCACACCUUUCAGCGCGGGCAAUUACUCAUGUAUAGGUAAACAACUUGCGUUAAUGGAAUUGAGAGCGGUGGUCGCGCGGAUGGUGAUGCGCUUUGAGAUUGAGUUCGCGGAGGGAGAAAGGGGAAAGAAAUUGUUGGGCAGGGAGUGGGGGGUUGAGGGGAGAGGAGAGGAGAUGGGUUUGGGCUUGGGCUUGGGAGGGAAGCAGGAUACGAAAGAGGUCUUUACGUUGGAGUUGGGGGAGUUGAGGGUGAGGUUUCGGGAGAGGGGAUGA
Botrytis byssoidea is the source of this 1893-nucleotide messenger RNA. RefSeq lists its product as uncharacterized. Bases 178 to 1893 code for a protein of 571 amino acids. The transcript is spliced from 8 exons. Gene Ontology annotation, molecular function: monooxygenase activity; oxidoreductase activity, acting on paired donors, with incorporation or reduction of molecular oxygen; iron ion binding. Lineage: Eukaryota; Fungi; Ascomycota; Leotiomycetes; Helotiales; Sclerotiniaceae. The record is from RefSeq and is a predicted model, not a curated record.